Cladocopium goreaui is the source of this 402-nucleotide messenger RNA. The record is from the annotation of a GenBank genome assembly. Lineage: Eukaryota; Dinophyceae; Suessiales; Symbiodiniaceae.
UUGCUCCACCUUCUCUGCCCUUGCCGGAGCCAUGUCUCGCACACCUCGGUAUCAUCGACUCGGUGAGUCCGAGACUCAGGUAUGACUUUAUUCAGGCCUACUUUGAGACAAAUGAAUGUGCUCAACGGUUCCUUGGGAGCUGUCUACAUCUUCCGGGUUUAAGACCACCAUCCUGGAGUCAAUGGAUGGAGGAGCCCACCAUUUCCAUCAGCACCGUGCCGUUCCGGAUGAGGUUUCUCCGCCUGAAGGGUGAGAAGAAGAGCUCCGGAACGUUUUCGGAUCAGUUCCAUCGGUGCAAAGGCCCAUGGCCAACUCGACGUCUCCGUCUCCUUGAUCUCCUCACCUUGAGCGCCCGAAAGCGGCGUUGCGGCAUCUGAGGUCGUGCGCCCCGAGUCAGCAAAA